This is a messenger RNA of Kogia breviceps (pygmy sperm whale), 2846 nucleotides long. It is a transcript of the gene GPR85, whose product is annotated as G protein-coupled receptor 85. NCBI's taxonomy places the organism in Eukaryota, Metazoa, Chordata, Mammalia, Artiodactyla, Physeteridae. Gene Ontology annotation, molecular function: G protein-coupled receptor activity. Gene Ontology annotation, cellular component: plasma membrane. Gene Ontology annotation, biological process: G protein-coupled receptor signaling pathway. The record is from RefSeq and is a predicted model, not a curated record.
GCAGGCGCCGCCGAGCCCUGCCUGGAUGCUCAGUCAAGGCACUAAGGCAAAAAAAAAAAUCAGCAAUUUAUAGAAAGAAGAAGCUAUAGUCUGUCGGGAUAUCCAACACCAACAGUAGGGCUUAUUGAGAGCUCCAUUUCUGGAAAGCGUUGCAAGACUGAGGAAUAUCAGACUGCGAAUCACCGGGAACAGUUCCCUUGCAGCACAGAAGCAAUCUCUCCCCAUCUUCGCAUAUUCUGAUGGCAAAUCAAAUGGAAGAAAAGAGGAAGCAUGACUGCAGAUCCGAUCAGUUCUCUUUGUGGAUUACAUUUUCAGUAAAAUGUAUGGAUAUAUCUUUUCCUUGUUCUUAUAUCUAGAUCAUGAGACUUGACUGAGGCUGUAUCUUUAUCCUCCAUCCAUCUAUGGCGAACUAUAGCCAUGCAGCUGACAACAUUUUGCAAAAUCUCUCUCCUCUAACAGCCUUUCUGAAACUGACUUCCUUGGGUUUCAUAAUAGGAGUCAGCGUGGUGGGCAACCUUCUGAUCUCCAUUUUGCUAGUGAAAGAUAAGACCUUGCAUAGAGCACCUUACUACUUCCUGUUGGAUCUUUGCUGUUCAGAUAUCCUCAGAUCUGCAAUUUGUUUCCCAUUUGUAUUCAACUCUGUCAAAAAUGGCUCUACCUGGACUUAUGGGACUCUGACUUGCAAAGUGAUUGCCUUUCUGGGGGUUUUGUCCUGUUUCCACACUGCUUUCAUGCUCUUCUGUAUCAGUGUCACCAGAUACUUAGCUAUUGCCCAUCACCGCUUCUAUACAAAGAGGCUGACCUUUUGGACGUGUCUGGCUGUGAUCUGCAUGGUGUGGACUCUGUCUGUGGCCAUGGCAUUCCCCCCAGUUUUGGAUGUGGGCACUUACUCAUUCAUUAGGGAAGAAGAUCAAUGUACCUUCCAACACCGCUCCUUCAGGGCUAAUGAUUCCUUAGGAUUUAUGCUGCUCCUUGCCCUCAUCCUCCUAGCUACACAGCUUGUCUACCUCAAGCUGAUAUUUUUUGUCCACGACCGAAGGAAAAUGAAGCCAGUCCAGUUUGUAGCAGCAGUCAGCCAGAACUGGACUUUUCAUGGCCCUGGAGCCAGUGGCCAGGCAGCUGCCAAUUGGCUAGCAGGAUUUGGAAGGGGUCCCACACCACCCACCUUGCUGGGCAUCAGGCAAAAUGCAAACACCACGAGCAGAAGAAGGCUAUUGGUCUUAGAUGAGUUCAAAAUGGAGAAAAGAAUCAGCAGAAUGUUCUAUAUAAUGACUUUUCUCUUCUUAACCUUGUGGGGCCCCUACCUGGUGGCCUGUUACUGGAGAGUUUUUGCAAGAGGGCCUGUAGUACCAGGGGGAUUUCUAACAGCUGCUGUUUGGAUGAGUUUUGCCCAAGCAGGAAUCAAUCCUUUUGUCUGCAUUUUCUCCAACAGGGAGCUGAGGCGCUGUUUCAGCACAACCCUUCUUUACUGCAGAAAAUCCAGGUUACCAAGGGAACCUUACUGUGUUAUAUGAAGGAGCAUCUGUAAAUCUUUAGCCUUGUGAAACACUAACCUUCUCUGCUAAGCAAUUGUGGCCUGUAGCCAUUUCUUGAGAAGAAAAUCAAGAAUGGGAUCAGCAGUUAUAAGGAUUUGGGCAACACUCUGCAGUCUUUGCAAUAGUUCACCUAUAAUCCUAUUUUAAAUCUCAGAGUGAUCCUGCUGACUGCCGGCGAAGGUUUGUAAUUAAGAAAGGACUGAACCACUGCCCUAAGUUUCUUUAUGUGGUUGAAAACUAGAUAAUGAAAGUAGCAGGUGCUAAGUAUCAGUGCUAAACGCUGUGUAUAUCACUACUUAUGAAAAAACAUCAAAAAAAACAAUUAGCAUUGGACAUCUUAAUAAAUUAAGUUGACAUGAGGUAAAUGUGUUGAUAAAAACUAAUUUUAGAAGUUUGAAGACUUAAAACAUUUCAUACUAUUAUUGUUUUGCAAGGACUAAAAUAUUUGGGGACUUAAAGUACUGUAAUUCACUAAAGACAUGCCAUGAAUUAUUGGAUUACCACACUUUAAAAAACUCGCCUUGUAAGUUUUGGGGAGCAUUCCAAAGCAGUAUAUUCGUUCCAAUUAGAGUUUACUUUUUUUGUAUUAAUACAUUACUGUUUCAAAAUACCACUUUCCUUACCUACUAGUGAAAUUGCUAGCAUCGAACUGUAUUAUGUGGUUUUUGUUGAUUUGGUAUAAAGUUUUUGCAAUUCAUCUAUAUUUUACAAAUACUAGAUACUGGUCUGGGAGGCAACAUUAAUGGUUCCAACCGGUCACAAUUGAGCAGUUCUAAUAAUGCAGAAUAAACACAUGUUGCCUUAAAGGAUUAUCUAGUAUCUUUCAUCUUAUUUAGCAUUGGAGCAAAUUGGAGUCAUGGGAAAUUGAAUCAGUAACUGGUCAUGGUCAUGCAACUGGAAGUGCAUGGACCACCAUUUAAUACUCUUUUUCCUUUUUCCUCACAUGGUUUGAAAAUUAAGGUGCACAUCACUGGGAUAAUGAGAUUUUCUUCUGAGUUGUGCUACCCAUUCUAGUGUGUUCUAAGAAGCAGGCAGUUGAUGUGUGUUUAUAUUUUAAGUCAGCUGUCAAGGGGAGACCACCGCCUUAGUAUGACAUCCUGCACAAUUUGUAAAGCCUUUAUUCUACCGAAGGCACAGUCUUGUUUAUACUUUCUGCACAUUCAGUGUAUUGGUCGUUUAAAUUAUUUCAGUUUUAACUUGUGAAAGCUUAUAAUAUGAUUUCUAGUAUUUCAGAAAUACAUUAGAGUCUGUGAGUCUCAUUCUUCAAGAUACAGAUGUGUGAAUUUCAAUAUAAAGUUGCAUUUGCCAAAA